GUGUGUAAUGUGAAUCACUGUCUAACAAAUUUCGCAUCUUGAAUGAUGCCACCAUAAUGGACGCUUCAGGACACUGGCUGAUAUCAUUGUGCGCCCUGAUUUGUCUUCGUCUUUCAUCGUUAGUGUCAGGUGGCGGAGGCUCUGAGGACAACUCUUAUCUCGGCAUAGACCUACUCCUUAGUUCCAACAGAUUUUCACUUUGGAUUAACGACACAAUGGUAUACGACACUGGGCACAGCAGAGACUCUGGGACGAUCGUCUUAGCCAUUCAUGAGAAGGAAGGCUUUGUUGUGGCCUCCAGGAGUUUCCCAACUUUCAACCCAUCGGAGGGUCAGGUCCUCCAGCGAUUUCUCAAGUCAAUUCAGCCGAGUCGCAUCGUGAUUGUGGCAACAAUGCCAGAAGGAACUAGAUACCUUGCAGAAGCUGAGUCCGCCUUAGCCGAGAGAGGUUGCAAGGGGGCGUCUUUGCUGGCGAUUGGGGAGGCCUGGGCUUGUGUCCUUAGCGUCCACCAGGUAUGGGAGGUCGUAGUGACGCGACCUGUCUUGUCAACUGAAGAGAAACUCGCUCACUGGGAAGUCAUGGCUCUUCCCCAGCAGUCGUCGGCAUUAAGUGUUCACAUCCCCUCGAGAAACACAGGUACAGAGUGUGACUGGCACCACAGAGCAGAUUUAAAGGCCCAGCGAGACUUCUGUAGGAAAUACGAUGGCUUCCCUGAGAUAUGUCGAUGCAGUCGACCGAUUUUAAGUAAUCUUGCUUUUGCUAAGGCUGAGAAUAUGGAAAUUCGAGAAACGAUCCCUUGUGUCAUUGUUACGUCAAAGCAUCCUUACAAUAUCUAUAGGUUGCUACUCCAACUGAUGAGGAUAAAAGGCUCACAACAGACGCCCUUCGUAGUUCAUUUAGAGGUGGACGUUCCAGCAACAGAAGAACUGAUAAAGCUUUUCAAUUUAUCUUUAAGCAAACGCGAAGCUCUACAGCAGACAAGUGAUUUAUCAGCUGCAACGUCCGCUAUUGCAAAUGUCACUUACCACGCUAUCAGCGAGACCUUUGCGAGAUUUCCUGAGGCAAAUAAGAUAAUCAUUCUCGAAGACGAUCUUAUCCUUAGCCCAGAUUUCCUUUGGUAUUUUCAGCAAACUUCGUCAAUCCUUGACGACGACCCAACUGUCAUGGCAGUGUCAGCUCAUCACAGCCAAAGUUUUCCUGGACGCAGUCUCGACCCAACUCGAGUUCUCAGGGGCAGGGCUCCUCCCCAGUGGGGUUGGAUGGCUAGUCGCAAAAUUCUUCAGAAGUGGAUGCCAUCGAGUUGGGGAGGUGACUGGGAUUACUGGCUCAUGGAAAAACAAAAGAUUGACGGGAUGGAAAUAGUUUUCCCUGAGCUUUCAAGGUCACUGCAUGCAGGUAGUGCUGGAACUCACAUCACUGGAUUGGAGCAAGCAACGUUUUAUAACUUACAAGCUGCUAAUGGCCAACGCAAUGCCAAUAUUUCCAACUUGCCUGAGGUACGGAAAGAGGUUUAUGCAUCGAAGCUUAGAGAGGACAUAUCAGUGGCUGUGGCUGUAUCCUUGAUAAGUCCAAGUCACUGUGAAAAUCAACUGCAGCUACAUCCUGUCCAGGGAGGCCCAUUCAUCAUAUACGUCAAUAAUCGCCCGGAAUGGUAUGCCGUCAUGAUUUGUUUUAGAGGCUUCAUGAGUGACGUGAGAGAAGAAUUCGAGUACGUUCAGCAGCUGACUAUAGCAGGGGAAAAACUGUUCGUGGUGAAGUGUCCCGAGUCCCCUCACUGCGUACGGAUGCCGUCUGGUUACGUAGCGGUUACCAACGAUGAUGACAUAAUAGAAGCAUUCUGGGGAUUAAAUCUGUUCCGAAGUAGCCGGCUCGUUAGGACGCCCUUCAAAAUAAGAAGGAAACCCCAACGUUUAAUAGAAGAAGUCGAACUGCAGAACGUCGACUUAGGUUACACAACACUAAGCCUCGACACUUCAGAUCUGAUUUCCGAUGAAGCGUUUGUAUUGCCUUUAAUUAAUAGUGCACCUGAAUCUGUGACGUCAGAAAAUCAGGGCGGCAGAGUUCCUGAUAGCGUUAGAAAUCCCGAUAAAGAAUACGAUGCAGAUGUACCUGAGGGACCUGCCGUAGAAAUCCCAUCUGUUCUCUCUCCAAAUCUAUCAUCGACACCAAGGGUAAUCGCCAAAUCUUAUUCUCCAGCGGCCCCUUACGGGUCUUCACUGAGUUACUAUUUAUCAUGCAUAACUGUGCAGUGCAUAGCCUCUGAUCCUUUGCUACCGGUUCACCAAUUGCCAAAGACGCACAGGGCAACGGCAGUCAUGUCUCAGGAGGAGAAGCAGAGUCCUUAUGAUACUUCUGUCGAAUUUACUCUUCGAGAUUAUUUUAGUGAUAACAUCACUCUUAAAUGGCUGUCGAAUACAGAUGAUUAGUCACUGGGAUUUCUUUUUCUAGCGUUGUCUGUUAUGCAUAAAAGGUAGAUUUCCCCAUUGUUUGUUUUUUAUAUGGACAGCAUUUGAAGAGAAAGCGAAUCUUUGAAGGAUAUUCCAACAGGUGCUGUGCCUUCAGAAAUAGAGGAGUAGACACAGAAACCGUUGAGAGAGCAAACCCUUCAGCUUUCAACUGAACGUCGAGAAAUUAAUAGCAGAUUUGUCGGAAGGAAAAUAAAA
Messenger RNA from Macrobrachium nipponense, 2663 nucleotides. Its product is annotated as protein O-linked-mannose beta-1,2-N-acetylglucosaminyltransferase 1-like. Bases 57 to 2426 code for a protein of 789 amino acids. NCBI's taxonomy places the organism in Eukaryota, Metazoa, Arthropoda, Malacostraca, Decapoda, Palaemonidae. Gene Ontology annotation, cellular component: Golgi membrane. The transcript has 14 exons. The record is from RefSeq and is a predicted model, not a curated record. Gene Ontology annotation, biological process: protein O-linked glycosylation via N-acetylgalactosamine. Gene Ontology annotation, molecular function: beta-1,3-galactosyl-O-glycosyl-glycoprotein beta-1,3-N-acetylglucosaminyltransferase activity.